Drosophila mojavensis is the source of this 2647-nucleotide messenger RNA. RefSeq lists its product as uncharacterized. The record is from RefSeq and is a predicted model, not a curated record. NCBI's taxonomy places the organism in Eukaryota, Metazoa, Arthropoda, Insecta, Diptera, Drosophilidae. The transcript has a single exon. Bases 2174 to 2521 code for a protein of 115 amino acids.
GAGAAGACGAGGUGAAAGCAGGCAAAUAUUUUGGCACACAUAAUGGCACUUCAAUAUGUAAUGCAGUACAAUAUGUGUAGAUGUGUGUGUGUGUGGGGAGUCAACCGACAGCUUGUUAGUGGCUUUGUUGGUCAGUACUUUCAACUAAUGUGUUUUGUGCGACCAUACAAAAUCUCAAGCACCCACUUACACACACACACACACCCACACAUACACAUAUAAACUCACGUUUCUCCCUAACACACACACACUCACACACUAUUUGAUGUACUUAACUUUCGUCGUUGUAGCUAGCAGCUGCUGUUGCUGCUGCUGCUGCUGCCAUUUAGGAUGCGAACAAACCGCAGAGCACAUGUAUGUGUGUGUGUUUGUGCGAAUGAGACAGCAUUAUGCUUCAUCUACUCGAGCUUUGGCUGCCUGCAUAAAAUAACCGCAUAAAAUGUCGUUAAGCAUAACGAAAUUGAGUCUGCUCAUAAAUUCAGAUUAUAAGAUUAAAAUGUUGUGAUUUUCGCACAUUGCGCACGAACCAAAAACCCCUGGACCAGCCCUCGCGAGGCCCCCAAGUGUCGACAGCUCGAAGAAAACCCCUUUUACAUAAUGAAAUAUCGAAAGAAUGUGGCAUAUGCCAAAGCUCAAAUACUCUGUAAGAUUUCUGAAACAGGCGAAUGUUUGAGAACUAAAAAGAAAGUUCGGAUUUUUAGUUUAAAUUAAGUUAUUUAUUAGAGUAAUGAAAUUUGAAUAAUUUUUAAUUUUUUUGUUUUACUCUUAGUCUUGUUCUUUGCGCUCAUAAAUCCAACAAAAUUUAAGUUUUUCCUUCAUUUAAACUUUAAUGAAUAUGAAGAUUGUAUUCAUUAUUAAUGAAAAUAGAAAAUGAAUUUUGUUUCGAUUCAAGCUCUAUAAAGCAUAUACCCCACAGUAAAUGUGAGGGGUAUUAAAUGUGCAGCAGCCCAAGGAGCUGCUGUUUUCUUUACAUUCCCUUUUGCCGGCAGCCAUGGGCCGGGUGGCAGCUUCAGCUCCCGCAACCGCCGGGCUUAUUGAAAAAUGCGAUGAUACAAGGCGUUGAAAAUGGCCAAAUUUAAUGAGUUUACGACCAGCUCUUGGGCUUUAAAGCCAACAAGUGCUGAAAAGCGCAAAACGCGCUGUGAAUACGAAAAAACUUUGAUGAAAUUUGCAAAGGAAUGAAGAAAGAACACGAGAUAUACGACUGUAAAUUACGCUAAUUUCUCAUAUACUUCCUUCACCUUUCCUGAAAUCUACAGGGUAUACACUUUGAUAGCGGGCAGUCUAUGCCGCUUUUAAUCUUGUUAUCUGCGAAUAGUUUUGUUAAUUCCACACGUUCAACGAACUUGAAAUUCAUUAAAGCUGCCUGCCAGCGAUUAAAGCCAAAUAUUUGGUUUUGUCCCGUUCACAAAUUUGGGUCAGCUGGCAAUUUGGCUAGAUGGCUGACAACCCUGGCGGCCCGCCGCAACUCUGGUCUGCUCAUGUGAAUUUCCCAAAAAAAAAAACUAACUAAAAAGCCAUCAGCUGUCGGUUCAUUAUGAUGCUAAUUGCGACCAAAGCGAAUGAGAGCGAAUGAGCUUGAGAGAGACAAAGGAAGAGAGAGAGAGUGUGUGUGAGUGUGUGACAGAGCGCGAAUUGUGUGUAGAGGAUUAGUUAACAACGUGCAAAUGAUAUGCAACGUGCCGCAUGUAGCAUGCAACAUGCUGCCUCACGCUGCCAGAGGGCCCUGUCACUUGACCCAUAAACAGUUCGUUUGGCCUAAUCCAGUUAUGCAUGCAUCUGGAUUAGCGUGUGAAAACGCGCAGGACUCUCAUCCUUGCGGCCUGCUCCUGCUGCUGGCUAUCGCUGCUGCUGAUGCUGCCACUUUUUGCGGCAGCCGUUGCGACUUUACGACACUUUUUAGGUAAUGAAUGGGAUUAAGCACACUUUUUUUUUUGUUUUUGUUUUAGUAAUCCAGUUGUAAAAAAAAAAUGCAAUCAUUUCAAUGAACCAUAAAAAAGGGCACCUUUACCUCGUUGACCUGUGCCACAGCAGCAGCAGCAGCAGCAGCGCAGCAGCCGCGUCGUAGCUCAUGAAUGAGCAGGUAUUUGCCGUGCCACCCGGAUUGUGGCAUAAAAGUGAGCAACAUCCGAGCUGAGGACAGCAAACGCAGUUCAGCAUUCCAGCAGCCAAGAUGUGCAAUCCACAACAGACGCCGACUUCAGAGCAACAACAACAACAACACGCAGCAGCCAGCACAGCCUAUGCCCUGUACUUGCAUCGCGAGGAGCUGAGACGCCGCAAGCUGCAUUCAGUUCGCACCUCGGCCACAAAGAUACAGCUGACCAAUGAGUUAAUUGCCAGAACCAAGCAGAACAUACGCGAAUGCAGCGAUGAGGACCUGGAGAUACUCGCCCGAGAGACAAUAUUUAAGAAGAGUCUGCAGCGACAUUUACACUACAGACGCAUGCAGCUGCAGGCCUGGAUGCAGGCCAAAAGGCAAGGCAAAAUUGCCAAAGUGGAGCCAAAGCGAAGCAUAUGAGAAUAUUGAGAGAGAGGGAGAGAGAGAGAGAGAGAGACAUCUCAAUUGUUCAUGUACCAAUAACAGCCAAAGUGAUAAAUUUAACAUUUUUUUAUGUAAUUGUAUAUAUAAUAUAUGUAUAUCUAG